AUGAAGUUCGAAGAAUUGCCCAACGAAUUACUACUAGACCUAUUCGAAUUCUGUGAUCCGAUUCAACUCAUUCGUAGUUUUCAAAGUCUUAAUACUCGCUUCAAUCAACUUCUCUUCGUUCAGUUUUGUUCGUAUCGGUUGGAUUUUCGUUCGAUUUCCAAAGCAAAUUUUCAUCUUAUGUGCGAAGAAUAUUUGCCAUUAAUUAUUGAUAAUGUCAGUUCACUUUGUUUGUCAGAUGGUGAAGAAACUCCACAAUUGUCUCAGCAUCUCAUUCCGUAUUGUCUUACACUCGAUGAAUUUACUCAUCUACGAUCACUUCUAAUUCAGAACAUUGAUACAUCGAGUACACUUGUCAAUAUCACAUUAGAUUGUUUGUAUCUUCCGUAUCUUACUCAUCUGAAGUUUAUUAAAUGUCACCUUACAUCCUACACUAGUCCCAACGAAUUAUUUUUAAAUAUUUGGAGUCUAAAGCAACUUACACACUGUACAUUGGAUAUUAUUUUCGAACAUACAUUCACUUUUGCUACGUUCUCCAUUAUGUCAAAAUCCAUUGAAUAUUUAUCGAUAAAAAAUUUCACAUUUUCUUCAACUGAACUCGCUUAUCUAUUGCAUUCGGUACCGUCUGUUCGACAUCUUUUUAUUAAAUUUGGACAGCCUAUUAACACUGAAUUAUUUCGAAUUCCGCCUGUUAAAUUGCUUACUCGCUUAAAAAUUCAUUUUGAUGGUUCGGUCUGUUCGUUGACACAUAUCUUGAAAAGUAUGCCUAACUUAUUAUACUUAACAUUCGAAACAGAAACAAUUAAUUUGAACGGAAAUCAAUGGAAACAAAUCUUAAUCGAUUGUGUACCUCAAAUAAAGAGAUUUCGAUUUCUAAUGAAAGUUCUGUCGAUUAAAAAUAAUAACGUAGAAGAACAACUUGACGAUAUAUUGAAUACCUUUCGAACUCCAUUUUGGCUCGACGAACAUCAAUGGUUUGUUCGAUGUGAUUGGCCACAACAUUCGAAGAAACUUUUUCUUCUCUAUACUUUACCUUAUUGUUUCGGUGAUAUUCAUGUUAUUCAUCAGAAUCAAUGGUCGAAAACGACUGGUCCUAAUACUUGUGAUUAUAAUUCUUAUGAUCGAGUGAUGAACGUAUUUUAUAACGGACGUAUCGAUAAUUUAACCUUAUCUCCCAUAGUCUAUCCGAACGUUCGUCAUCUGACCUUGAGAGUUUCUGUCGAUAAUUAUUUUUGGACUAUCAUUCCAACAUUGGAUCAUUUAAUAUCAUUGGAAAUCAUUGAAAUACGAGGAAAUAGUCAAUCGAAAUCGUAUUUAAAAGUUUUACUCGAUCGAGCACCUCGUCUAAAAUAUUUAAGAAUUGAUCCAACGUCAUGUCUACAAUUGGCACAAAUGAAUAUCAGUCAUCCAUCGCUUUGUCGGAUUCAUUUGAAAAGCUACUGUACUAGAAUGAAUCGCUAUUUGAAUGCUGAGCAAUGUUCUACAUUAGCUAAUUCAUCGCUCGGACGUCAAUGUGAAGUUCUUACAAUUCGAAUUGAUGAUCGAAGUAUUAUUCUCGAUCUUGUUCGUAACAUGUGUAAUCUUCGAGCAUUGAAUUGUGAAUGUCGAAGUGAAUUAUGGAGCAAUAAUUUAACUUUUUCUUCGGACGAUGAACUUUUAGUGUGGUUGCGAAGUUCAUUGCCAGACAACUAUUCGAUUUCUCGGCAUCGAUCUUGUCUUGUGCAACUAUGGAUUAGUAGGUAG
Rotaria socialis is the source of this 1740-nucleotide messenger RNA. Lineage: Eukaryota; Metazoa; Rotifera; Eurotatoria; Philodinida; Philodinidae. The record is from the annotation of a GenBank genome assembly.